CUUGCUGUUUUCGUGUUAUAAAAUAAUAAUAAAAAAAAACAAUAUAAUAGUGCCCAAAAUGAAAUUAUUGACUUGUUUUUUGUUUGUUUUUAUAUGCAGCGUCUGCUGUAAAGUAGCGGUCAAAGAUAAAUCAACGAAAUCGCUAAACAGCUUAGAAGAUUCUAAAGUGAAAGAAUUAAAAAAUGAUGAGAAUCAGGACGAGGAGACGCCCGCGACCGAUACCCCUAAGGUCGAUAAUGGCGUGGCACUGAUUUUGACUCCGUAUAUUGAAGAAGGGAGGCUGAAUGAGGCCCGCGAGGACAGCCGAGUGGACAGGUCAUUAUUCUUUGGAUACGAGAGUUACUCUGGUUACUUCACGGUGAACAAGACAUACAAUUCGAAUUCGUUUUUCUGGUACUUCCCUGUUGUGAAGAAACCAGUGAAAAAGACACCGUGGGUGAUCUGGCUGCAAGGAGGACCUGGUGCGUCGAGUCUCACGUCGUUGUUCAAUGAGAUCGGACCGUACAAGGUCACUCAUAAAGGGAAUUUAUUGCCUUACCCCCACACGUGGUUGCAAAAUCACUCGCUGGUGUUCAUCGACAACCCCAUCGGGACUGGGUUCAGUUUUACUGAUAGCGAAGAUGGAUAUGUACACGAUAUGGAUACGUAUGGUCACCACCUGUACUUAACAGUGAAGCAACUGGUGACAGUGUAUCCGGAAUUGCAAACUGCACCAUUGUAUGUGGCCGGAGAGUCGUACGCUGGUAAAUACGUUCCAGCUUUGGCCAUGCAACUUCACAGGCACAAAGACGACCCAGAUUUCAAUAUAAAUCUUCAGGGCUUGAUAGUCGGUAACGCUUAUGUUGAUCCGGAAAUGAUAUCUCACAUGGCGCGACCGUUCUACUACUUCGGAAUGCUGGAGAAGGAAGAGAUAAGGGCCAUACAGCCUCUACUGACAGCGCUCUCAGAGGACAUUGCCGCUAAUCGAAGUGUUGAGGCUAAGAACAGAUUCAUGGGAUUGGUCUCGUUGCUUCUGUAUCUAUCGCAUCAGACGCAUGCGUACAAUUUCCUUGAAGACCGCGUCGUUUUAGAGAAUCAUGAGAAGUUUCUCAAUAAGCCCGAAAUAAGAAAAGCAAUUCACGUCGGAGACAUAAUAUACACGUACGUGAACAUUACCGUGAAUCUUAAGAUGGCCCCGGACUUCCUUAGCAGUUCAAAAGCUCUGUACGAAGAGCUGCUGGAGAGCUAUAGGGUGUUGACAUACUGUGGAAACCUGGAUCAGAUGAUGCCGUGCGUGGUCACAUCGGAACAUUACAGAACGUGGAAAUGGAGUUCGUCCGAUGACUUCAUUAAGGCUGUACGAAAUCCUUACAUGUUUAAAAAUAGAUUGGCAGGGUACCACAAAACCGGCGGUAAUCUAACGGAGCUGAUCAUCCGCGGAGCCGGCCACAUGGCGCCCAUGGACACGCCCGACCAAACAGCGUACUUCAUAACUCAAUGGACCCACAACGAACCGUUGGACCAACCGAUCGGAUCUACCAUCGAUUUGAAAUACGUAGAAGAAUAUGUUAAGAAAUUAAUAUUACCGACGUCUUGAAGUGAAUGUAUUGAAA
Messenger RNA from Bombyx mandarina (wild silkworm), 1592 nucleotides. Its product is annotated as venom serine carboxypeptidase. Gene Ontology annotation, molecular function: serine-type carboxypeptidase activity. Lineage: Eukaryota; Metazoa; Arthropoda; Insecta; Lepidoptera; Bombycidae. Gene Ontology annotation, biological process: proteolysis. The record is from RefSeq and is a predicted model, not a curated record.